Messenger RNA from Caenorhabditis briggsae, 852 nucleotides. Bases 1 to 852 code for a protein of 283 amino acids. NCBI's taxonomy places the organism in Eukaryota, Metazoa, Nematoda, Chromadorea, Rhabditida, Rhabditidae. The transcript has 6 exons. The record is from RefSeq and is a predicted model, not a curated record.
AUGCUACACGGCGAAACAAGAUAUGCUCGAUCGCGGAGAAUUUUUCGAGAGACGUUUGCGGUGCCGGAUGUGACUGUGGACUAUGGUUCAAUGGAGGCCUGGGCGAAUGCUCAUCGAGUUUAUCUCGAAAAAGUUCGGCAACAACAGCAACGGCAACAAUUGCUAGAGCAACAGAUGCAAGAGCAACUGAGAUUGCAGCAACAACAAGCAAAUGGAGGAAUCCAAUGGGUGGAACUCGUGCGCACCACAGUUGGAAACCAACAAUUAAAUCGAGUCGUGCCAUAUCCACCGCCACCAUCGCCACCACAUGUUCUUGGAACCGUCCGAUUUGAAGCCGCCAGCUUCAUCCGACGAUUCUUUGCCGAAGUGGUUGACUUCUCAAUUGUUAUGUUCUUCAAGCUGUGCUUGCUGCUAGCUCUCACGGAGUUUGGAAUUGUCGAUCUCAAUGAAUACGGAGGAGGUUACGAUGAGGAGCAGGAUGUUAUGCAGUUUAUUGGGCUAGCUCAGGACCUUCUUCCAAUCGAGAUUAUCUGCAAGGUUAUUUGCUGCGUUUUUGAGGGAAUUUUCAUGGCUCACGGAUUCCUUUACAUCGGCGUCGGACAGACACCUGGAAAAUGGUUGAUGGGCAUUCGUGUCAUCUCCUGUCACGAUGUUACCGAAGCAGAAAUUCAUGGAUACAUUGAUGUGCAUGGACCGAAUGUGAUUUCAUUGCAACAAUCAAUGAAACGCUCCUUCAUGAAGAAUGUCGUUGUCAACAGCUUGUUCCCAUUGAGCACUGCCGCUUUCCAAGUUCACAAUGGUCGUGUUUUCUAUGAUGUGAUUGUGAAGACCGUUGUCGUGGUCGACCUUUGA